Messenger RNA from Sorghum bicolor (sorghum), 2005 nucleotides. RefSeq lists its product as uncharacterized. The transcript has 3 exons. Gene Ontology annotation, biological process: regulation of defense response to fungus. Bases 480 to 1868 code for a protein of 462 amino acids. Lineage: Eukaryota; Viridiplantae; Streptophyta; Magnoliopsida; Poales; Poaceae. The record is from RefSeq and is a predicted model, not a curated record.
GUCUCCUCCGCCUCGCUUUCAGCACCCGUGCGCGUUGCCCCUGGCAACACCCACCGUACCAUUUCACUCGCGUUUGGUUGGCGUCAACGGACGGAGGUUUGGAAGCAGCAAUCUCGCCAUUACACAGCCUUUUUGUGCAAAGCACAAAGAUGUCCUAGUCAAACACAGCUUGUCCUCUCCUCACCCGCCUCAUCAGCUACUGCUUCCUUCCUACCUGUCCCAAGAGACAGACGACCAUUCUCCCGGCGCCUACGCGUCCAGCUCCAGCAUCCUUCUGCUGAUCCGGCUUCACGUUCUAAUCUAAGAAGGUGGACGGACCCCGGCCCCGGGGUUUCUUGGAACGGAUCCGAGCAGGGCGGGGCAGCGAAUUCCCGUCCUUCCUGACAUCAGUGGAUGAAGAGUUGGAGGAGAAACCGAGAGAAUUCUUAAAAAUUUGGCGGGUCUAGCAGGUACGCCGCACGCCGGCCGGCGGCGCCGUCAUGCAGAGCGAGGAGGUGAAGUCGCGGUUCGGGCGGUGCCCGUACUGCCGCGCCAUGAUCUACCAGGACCUCAGCGCCAUCAUCUUCUACUGCAGCAAGUGCCGCACGCCAAUCCGAGGCAAGAACCCGCAACCCACCGACGAGACCGAGUACGCGCUGGCGCAGCUCGAGAUCCUCUCCGCCGACACCGCCUCCGUGUUCUCCGACGACGUCGAGCCGCCGAAUCCGAGGUCAUCAGCUUGGGCCGUCGAGGAUGAUGACGGUGUGCGGCCGCCGCUGCAGAGCAGGUCUGCAGCUACCGGAAGAAGCUCCGUGCCGAGCAGGCAGGGCGCAGGAGCCGCGUCGUCCUCGUCGUACAGAGACAGAGAGUUUGGUUCGAUCAGGACAGGUCCAAGAAUCGGCGGCGGCGGCGCUCUCAGCUCCGGCCUGAAUCGAGAUCACCAAACGGAGGCCGCUAGGAGCGCGUCUCCGCUGCACAGUCGCGUGACCCAGCUCCGGCCGUCGUCGCGGCGGACCAGGCGAUCGAGCACCGGCGACGUGGACGUGCGCGGCAGCGACGCGGGGUCGGGCACCGAGUCGGACUCCGAAGCGCCCGCGACGGCUACGUCGUCUUACUACACGCGCCGGUCGUCGCCGCUGAGCUCGCAGGAACUCGACGUGGCGACGGCCUUGUCAGGGUUCGAGCCGGCCGACCUUACGAGGACGCCACUCAGUGAUCCGGCGUUCCAGAAGGACCUCCUGCAGGCGCUGGACAACCUCCGCAAGCUCAUCGCCGCCGUCGACCACCCGCGGAGCAUCGACGGGCACUGGCAGGGCGCGAUGCCUCGGCUGAGCGCGUCCUGCAACGACGAGAGCGGAGGCAAGCGUACGAUAACGAGGCGCAGCUCCCGCCUCAUGCGCCGCCUCGAGUCGCAGCUCACGCGGGCGUUGCCCGCCGAGCGCCCGCGCCCGCGCCCGCGCCGAGACGCGAGCACUUCGUCCUCUUCUUCGGCGUCGAGCAGCCGGCGCGGUGGUGCCAGGGCGCGGGCGCACCAAUGCCGCCCAGUGCUGGGCGGCACGCCGUUCGUUGUCUGCGGCGAGUGCUCGGAGGUAUUGCAGCUGCCGCCCUCCCUGCCCGCCGGCAGAGUCUCCAGGCUGCAGUGCGGCGGCUGCGGCGAAGCGUUCGAGCUGACGCUGCCGGCGAUCGGCUCGACUGACCUGCCCAAGAAAAUCUUUUCAGCUCCGCAGCCUGCUGUCUACGGCGGAGAGGACGCCGAGGAGUAUCCGCUCGCGAGAAGCAACAACCUGAGCGGCGAGCAGCCACGGGCGGCGGGGCCGCUGCACCGCGUGCUGGGGUACAGCUCCGUUAGCUCGGUUAUACGCAGCCGGCGGUACGGCGAGUACAGCUGAGCGUGCAUUCUCCUUUUUUUUUUUUGAUAUAUACUAUAGGGAGAUUCAGCGGCGUGGUGAUUUGUGAAAACUCGUGAUUCUUCAUUCUUUUACUAUAUGUUGCAUAGAAUUGCUUGUAAAUUGCAAUGAGCCUGGUU